Messenger RNA from Chrysoperla carnea, 2245 nucleotides. Its product is annotated as DNA-dependent metalloprotease dvc-1-like. Gene Ontology annotation, molecular function: polyubiquitin modification-dependent protein binding; metalloendopeptidase activity; single-stranded DNA binding. NCBI's taxonomy places the organism in Eukaryota, Metazoa, Arthropoda, Insecta, Neuroptera, Chrysopidae. The coding region runs from base 133 to 1674 and encodes 513 amino acids. Gene Ontology annotation, cellular component: nucleus. The transcript is spliced from 7 exons. Gene Ontology annotation, biological process: DNA repair. The record is from RefSeq and is a predicted model, not a curated record.
CAAAAUUUUAAAUUAUUCAAAACAUUUGUACAAACUUGUUUCUAGAAAAAUAACAUUUAAAAAAAAUUUGUGAUGGAAGUAUUCGUAAAUGCUUAUUGAAUAUUUACCCUACAAUUUCAAUAAUAAUUGGAAAUGGAGCGAAAUUCUUCAGCAAAAUCGCGUAUUUCUAAGAGAAGAAAAAGUAAAAGGGGGAAAGGUAAGAAAAAUAACGAAAAUUUAAUUGAUUCUUCAUGGGAAGUAAUACAUCCAGAUCCUCCGAAUAUUUAUACGUUGUUUGUUAACUUUGAUAAACAAUUUUUUUGGAACAAAUUAAGAGCUGUAAAUGUAGUGUGGAGUAAAAGAAUGACAUCAUGUGCUGGUACAUGUACUUUUAAGCGGCGCAUAGGAGAAUGUACAGUUAGAUUAAGCGAACCUUUAUUGAAAUUAAGACCUAGGAAAGAUUUAAUUCAAACUCUGUUGCAUGAAAUGAUUCAUGCUUACUUAUUUCUUACACGCAAUGAUUGGCACAGAGAAGGUCAUGGGCCUGAAUUUCACAAGCACAUGUAUCGUAUUAAUAAUAAAACUGGAAUAAAUAUUACGGUUUAUCAUAAUUUCCACGAUGAAGUACGACUAUAUAAAACUCAUUGGUGGCGAUGUAACGGCCCUUGUCAGUAUCGACAUCCAUUUUAUGGGUGGAUCAAACGGGCUACAAAUCGAGCUCCAGGUCCUUAUGAUCAUUGGUGGUUAAGGCAUCAAUGUACUUGCAAUGGUACUUUCAUAAAAAAAAGAGAACCUGAUAAAACAUUGAAAAAUCCAGGUGAUUUUUCAACAAAGUCUGUACCAGUAACAAAUAUACGACAAUAUUUACAUAACUUAAAUUCAAAUCAAGUUCCAAUUCAUACAAUCGCUGAUUUAUCAACAUAUUAUAAAAAUUUACAUCAAAAAACAAAUUCUAAUUCAUUACAAAUUAAUAAUUCCAAUUCAUUUUCGGAAAGUCUAAAUUCAAGUGACGAUGAAUUGUUGAAUGAGACUGUGAAAACUAUAGAUAAUCGAAACGAACAUCAAUUAGUUAAUGUUCGUAAUUUUUGGGCAAAUAAUUAUCCUGUAAAUGGAAGUUCCAAACGGCCUGUCUCGGAACUUGCACUCAAUAAUUCAAAAAAAUCAAGAAGUGAAGACACCAACUUUGAUGAAAUUUGCACUUAUAGCAGCGAUACUAAACUAGUUGAAGUAUCAAUAACUAUGGAAAAUGUUUAUAAAAACGUUUGUGACUUUUGGACAAAUAAAUAUCCUGAUAAAAAUAAAAAAGGACACACUUCAGACCAGAAAAAUGAAAGUGUUGUGUUAAUUGAUAGUCAAGAUAGUGAUGCCGAUAGCGAUGUGAUCGAAAUUGUGAAUGAGAUACCUGUUAUUGAUUUAUGCGUAGAUGAGGACACUAUUUGCCCUAUUUGUAGCAAAUCAGUUGAAACAUCUGAAUUUAACAAACAUAUCGAUUCAUGCUUAGCAUUUAGUUUUAAUGAUAAUUUUGAGGAGCUUGACGAUCCAACAACAAAUAAUAAGUCGCCACACAAAGAAAUUAAUUGUUUCGUUUGUAAUAAGUUAGUAAAUGAAACACUAUUAAAUGUUCACUUAGAAACUUGUAUGGCAGAUGUUUUUGAGGAUGAAAUUAUUGAUCCUGAAAAUAAUAAUGAAUUCUAAAAUUAAAUGGCCAUUCCUACUUCCCCGAAUAGAUCAAGAGUCAAAGAAAUUGAUGAUAUCAAAAUAUCAAAUACUGUCAAAUAUCGUAAAAUAAAAUUUUCAAAAUGUAUUUUUUAGACGAAUCAAACAUUUCCAUAAAAAAAAUUAUCCAACGCGUUUGCUAUGUUUGAUGAACUGUUUGAUAGAGUAAGGAGCCUUUUAGUUACCGUAUAAUUUCUGUUAAAGGUAGUAUAGCAGUAUCGAAAGAUAUUUAAAAGAUAUAAUUAAUUAAAAUUAUGCCAAGUUACAUGGACUCUUUUGACUGUCUCUGUUUAGUAACGUCGAAAAUUGAUGGUUUGUGAAAAAUUAGCACAGUUUAUCUCAAAAAAAAGGAGAUCUAAAAAGUAGUUCUAUAUUCAAUAGAACUUAAUAGAAGUAAAUCUUUCAAACGUACACUGAAAAAAUUCUAAACCCUAUAAUUUUUAUUAUCAUAAUCUAGUUUCUAUCGUUGUUGUUAAUCGAAAAUAUUAAAACGUAUUAUGCGCACAAAUUUGAAUUGUGUAAAAUUCCUUAGAUUAUAUAUAACGCGCUU